This is a messenger RNA of Rhipicephalus microplus (southern cattle tick), 4088 nucleotides long. It is a transcript of the gene mEFG1, whose product is annotated as mitochondrial translation elongation factor G 1. Gene Ontology annotation, molecular function: translation elongation factor activity; GTPase activity; GTP binding. Gene Ontology annotation, biological process: mitochondrial translational elongation. Gene Ontology annotation, cellular component: mitochondrion. The record is from RefSeq and is a predicted model, not a curated record. NCBI's taxonomy places the organism in Eukaryota, Metazoa, Arthropoda, Arachnida, Ixodida, Ixodidae.
UUUCUUUAAUGGUGACCUCCAUGUGCUUGCGACCAGGCGCUGUAGCGACGCUUUCAUCGGCCAGCGGUUCCCGUCUGAAUACUUUCGCCUGGUCUGGUGUUGGGCAAAAGUGUGAACAGCUGUAGGACGCCAUGGGUAUCUGGAGGGUGCAACACGCAUUGAGAGGAAGCUGGAGCAUGCACAGCGAGUUGCUCCGGUGUCAGAGGCUGCGCAGUCGGCUGCCGGUCUUGGCAGGCAGCUACUCAACGAAGGCAGAUGAGGAUCGGCACAAGAAUGUGGAACACAUUCGCAACAUUGGCAUCUCGGCGCACAUCGACUCGGGAAAGACCACGCUGACCGAGCGGCUGCUCUUCUACACGGGUCGCAUUGAUCAGAUGCACGAGGUCAAAGGCAAGGACCAGGUGGGUGCAGUGAUGGACUCGAUGGAGUUGGAAAGACAGCGGGGCAUCACGAUCCAGUCAGCGGCCACUCAGGUGUACUGGGGCUCCACGGCCAUCAACAUCAUCGACACUCCUGGCCAUGUCGAUUUCACCAUCGAAGUGGAACGUGCCCUUCGUGUGCUUGACGGGGCUGUUCUCGUGCUCUGUGCGGUUGGUGGGGUGCAGUCACAGACACUGACUGUGUGUCGUCAGAUGCGCCGCUACUCGGUGCCGUGUGUGGCUUUCAUCAACAAGCUGGACCGCAUGGGUGCUAAUCCACUCAAAGUUCUGGGACAACUCAGGUCUAAGCUUCAGUACAAUGCGGCCCUGCUUCAACUGCCCAUAGGCCUUGAGGGAAAGCAUACUGGGGUGGUUGACGUGAUCCAUCGCCGAGCUAUCUAUUGUCGGGGGGAGCACGGGGAGGAGGUGUGCUAUGAGGAUCCGCCUGCCGACAUGCGGACAGAAAUGGAAGAGCGACGACACGAGCUCAUUGAACAUGUUUCCAAUGCGGAUGAGCUGCUUGGGGAAAUGUACUUAGAAGAGAAGACACCCUCAGAAGAGCAACUAAUGGCGGGCAUUCGUCGUGCUUGCAUACAGCGCAAGUUCUUCCCCGUGCUGCUGGGCACUGCACUGCGCAACAAAGGUGUACAGCCCGUGCUCGAUGCCGUUGUCCAGUACCUGCCCAAUCCUUCCGAGGUCACCAACUAUGCUUGGAUGAGAGAGACCCGUACUAACAACAUCAAGAAAAUCGUCAUGAACCCAUCCCGCGAUGACAGCCACCCCCUGGUUGCUCUGGCCUUUAAGCUGGAGGCGGGUCGCUUUGGCCAACUGACUUACCUGCGGGUGUACCAGGGACACCUGCGCAAGGGCGACACCCUGUGGAACACGCGCACUGGCCGCAAGGUCAGGGUACCGCGUGUGGUGCGCAUGCACGCUUCUCAGAUGGAGGACGUCGGGGAAGCCUUUGCCGGGGACAUCUGUGCUGUCUUCGGCGUUGAUUGUGCCUCGGGUGACACAUUCGUCACUGAUGCCAAUCUAAAGCUAUCCAUGGAGUCGAUCCAUGUGCCAGAGCCUGUGAUCUCCAUGUCCAUCCGUCCAAAGGACAACAAGGACUCCGACAAUUUUUCGAAGGCCGUGAGCCGAUUCAGUCGUGAGGACCCCACCUUCCAUGUAAAGUAUGACUCGGACAACAAAGAGAUGAUCGCCUCGGGCAUGGGAGAACUUCAUUUGGACAUCUAUGGCCAGCGCAUGGCUCGUGAAUACAACUGCCCGGUGAUACUGGGCAAGCCAAAAGUCGCCUUUCGGGAGUCGCUCACAGCCCCUUGCGAGUUUGAUUACCUGCACAAGAAGCAGCACGGAGGUGCCGGACAGUAUGGACGAGUCAUUGGAUACCUCGAGCCACUUCCUCCUGAGAAGAACACAGAAGUGGUUUUCCAAGACGACACUAUUGGCACCAAUGUUCCCAAGCAAUAUAUUCCUGCCAUUGAAAAGGGUUUCCGAGCGAUGUGCGAGAAGGGGUGCCUGACUGGUCACAAGAUUGCGGGAGUCCGCUUCCGGCUUACUGACGGUGACAACCACGUGGUGGACUCAAACGACAUUUCCUUCUUCUUGGCAGCCCAGGGUGCCAUAAAACAAGUGUACCAAUAUGGCAACUGGUACCUCUUGGAGCCGGUUAUGAGCGUAGAGGUGUCGACACCUGAAGAGUUCCAGGGAUCGGUGCUGAGUUCACUGAGCAAGCGCCAGGGGGUCGUCAUUUCAACCGAUGCUAGUGAAGGCUGGUCCACCCUUGUGGUUGAGGUGCCUCUGAACAACAUGUUUGGCUACUCGACGGAGCUACGUUCUAUGACACAGGGCAAGGGCGAGUUCACCAUGGAGUACUCGCGCUACUCCCCAGCAAGGCCUGAGGUGCAGCAGCAGCUGAUGGAAGAAUAUCGGGCUGAACAGGAAUCUGAAGCUGCUGCUGCUGCCGGGGGUGGAAAAAAGAGACGCUGAGCGAGUUUUUUAAACUAGGUUAUGUUAAAGCAUACCUACUGGGACUAUAUGUGCUGUGCUCAUUUUCAAAAAGAUGAGGACGUGCAUUAUUCACUACUCAGAAGAUGACCUGGAGGACUGGGCCUUUUGAUGUUUUUUUCAUCAUCAUCAUCGUCAUUACACAGGUUUUCCUACCCCAUUGUUUCAGCUGUGUGACUGAACGGCACCGAUUCUUUGGUAGUCAAGGACCGAAGAAGCUGUGAGUUGGUCUCAAUGUGCUAGUUCGACAAGCCCCACUGCAGUCUACAUUCAAUUUAUGGCUUGCACUGAUGCCAUAGGACUUUUGACCUAAAGUGUUUUACACCUUGUAGUUGCUCAGGCGUAUGUUUACAUAGUUGUUCAUAGUUUUGCACCCGGCCCCGCCGCGGUGGUCUAGUGGCUAAGGUACUCGGCUGCUGACCCGCAGGUCGCGGAUUCAAUUUCCGGCUGCGGCAGCUGCAUUUCCGAUGGAGGCGGAAAUGUUGUAGGCCCGUGUACUCAGAUUUGGGUGCACGUUAAAGAACCCCAGGUGGUCAAAAUUUUCGGAGCCCUCCACUACGGCGUCUCUCAUAACCAAAUGGUGGUUUUGGGACGUUAAACCCCACAAAUCAAUCAAACAAUAGUUUUGCACUCUUUGUAGUACUUUUUUUUUUCACCUUUUAUUGCCAAGGCCCCAGGAGUGCAUUGUCCAUAGUGUGUAAGUGUGUAUAGAUUUGAAUUUAACUGUUAACAGGUAACAUUUCGACGUUAGUGUAGCUGUUUGAUCUGGUGGCUUAAAAAGAAUACAUUCUCACAGCCUGAUAGCCCUUGUGUGAAAGUUGUUUUUGUGCCUGAUAGAUUUUGUAUUUUAUAAACUCUUGACUUGUGCAAUAGCAUUUUAGUAAAGACAUGUCAUCCUGACAUUCCCAUGUGAGCCAAUCUUCUGAAACCAUAAACAGUUGUAGUUUUUGCAUCAUAUUCAGUGACCACCAUUGAUGUUAAAGGGACACUAAAGGGGAACAAUAACUUGUUUCAGAUUGAUAAACUCACCUCUGAGAACUCUAAUGGCAUAUUUUUCGCUAUCGUAAGUUCAUUAUUAGCGGAGAAAAUGAAGGUUGAAGUUUCACUUUUAAAUUUUGCACCAAAAUCUAUGUGCAUGGUGUGCCAAAACUUUCAAAAUGUAAUGUUCAUAUUUCCUCAACAUUGUCUCAAUGAAAUUUGCCCAAACUUAGUAUGCUAGGCUUAUGGCACUCACAGGUAACAAUGUACUUCGAUUUUAUCAAUAGGAAGCUGUGUAGGACUGAGUAGAUGCCUUCAAAAUCCGACAUCACGGUGAUUAGUGUGGGUAUCUCAAGGUGGCGUCUUCGCGUACACUUUCUUUUUGCAUGUUUUCUUGUCAUCAAGCACCGUUUCGUGGUAAGAGUGGUGUUUUCAGGAGUGUGAAAUUGUACUUUAGUAAUACAUGAAAAAUUGUUUUUCUCUUUAGUGUCUCUUUAACUCACUUGAUUCAAAAACGUAGACUAUUGUUUCAUCUUGCAACCAUUUAAGCUCAGCCAUACACCACUGGCUAACUAUUUGGUUUGACUAUUCACUGGUCACUCGUCAACUUGUUCAUAUUUUACAAAAGAAUAAAGUAUAUGUGGCUGCUUCCUACUGUGAAGGUGGUGCUCUAAAAUAAAA